Messenger RNA from Mercenaria mercenaria, 3784 nucleotides. Its product is annotated as cytochrome P450 1A1-like. The record is from RefSeq and is a predicted model, not a curated record. The transcript is spliced from 2 exons. Gene Ontology annotation, biological process: progesterone metabolic process; hormone biosynthetic process. Gene Ontology annotation, molecular function: iron ion binding; steroid 17-alpha-monooxygenase activity; heme binding. Lineage: Eukaryota; Metazoa; Mollusca; Bivalvia; Venerida; Veneridae. The coding region runs from base 99 to 1589 and encodes 496 amino acids.
AUAGAUGGAUGGAUUUUGCAUUUUGAAAUUCAGAAUAUUCAUUGACAUUUUUAUCAAGUUUGUGACUACAUUUUCGUUGACUGAAUUACAUUUUAACGAUGAUUGAAAUUUCUACUAUAAGUGUUCUGCUCAUUGCAUUUACAGUAAACCUUUUACUUUUUAAACUUUUUGUUGUUGUAAAACGAAAACGGUAUCCAAACGGACCAGUUGGUUUGCCAGUUCUCGGUCAUUUGCCGUUUUUCGGAAAAAGUCCUCCAAUCACGUUUUCUCGAUGGAGACAAAAGUAUGGAGACGUGUUCCGUAUUAGAAUGGGAAGCUGGAAUACCGUUGUUGUGAAUGGCUUUGAAGCAAUCAAAGAAGCUGCUGAAAAACCGGACGAUGCCUUCUCAGGCCGACCGGAUUUCGUGACACAAAAACUGUUACAACAAGUUAAUGGAGACAUUUCACUUGCAUUUGGACCUUUUGAUAAUAUCUAUUUACAACAUCGAAAGUUAGUCGCCACUGCCUUGCGACAUUUUACUUGUCGUAAAAGUAUAUUUACAGAAGAUCUGAUAUCUGAAGAAGCCGACAAUCUUAUUGAGAAUUUGUUAAAGAAGUCAGAAAAGGAGCCUGUAGAUAUUAGAGAGAAUAUACAAUAUGCUACCGGGAGUGUGAUCUAUCAGAUGUUGUACGGACGUGGUAAUGAUUUGAAUGAUAAAUUGAACGAAAUGGUUGAAUCUGCAAAUAGAUUUAUCAAAUUCACAGAAAGCGGAAACCCUGCUGACGUACUACCAUGGUUACGAAAUCUGAUGCCUUGGAAAAUUUCUGGCUUCAAAAAUAUGGCCAUCCACAACACAGUAAUCCGGAAAGGACAAAUUGAUAACCACAUCAGAUCAUUUUCCGCCGGUAAUGUAAGGGACAUCACUGACACCUUUUUAGCUGCAGACCUGCGAGGAAAGAAUAGAAAUGAACGUGGAUUGACUAGGUCAAGACUUCUGAAUAGCACUGCGGAUCUGCAAGGUGCUGGAUUCGAUACAAGUAACAAAUCGUUUCAAUGGCUCAUCUUAUAUAUGUCCAUGUAUCCAGAAGUUCAAAAACGUGUCCAGCGCGAGAUCGAUGACGUCGUAGGAAGCGGGCGCAGAAUCGAGUUAGUGGACAAGUCCCGUCUUACCUACACCGAAGCGACCAUUUUAGAAGUAAUGCGAAUGACCACAAUUGUUCCAUUUGCACUGCCAAAACUUACAAUUAAAGACACUACAUUAGGAGGAUACAACAUUGAUAAAGGAACCGUAGUCUUUUUCAAUCUCCAUUCGGUAUCGUAUGACAAGGAAUUCUGGGGUGAUCCCCAAACAUUUCGCCCUGAACGAUUAAUUGACGAAAACAAUAAAUUGAAUACGGAAAAGUGCAACCAUAUUUUACCAUUUGGACUCGGACGGAGACGAUGUGUAGGAGAAUUCCUUGCAAGAAUGGAGCUAUUUCUUCUGUUUACAAACGUCAUCAGAAAAUGUAAAUUUUCAAAACCUGCUGGUGAAAGUUACGAUAUGGAACCCGACCCUGGACUUGUAUACUCACCAAAACCGUUUCGUGUUUUAGUGGAGGAACGACAGUAAUUUGACUUCCAUUUUUAAAAUGAUGUGUGCCAUUUUUUUAUUGUACGACAAGGAAUUUUGGGGAGAUCCGCAGAUGUUCGACCUAAACGCAAAAAAGGUGACAGCGACAAUUUAUAUACGGAAAAAUGCAAACAUAUUUUAUCUUUUAAACUUGGAUGAAGACGAUGUUUUGGAUGAUUUCUGGUUGAAAAGGAAUCAUAGCCUUUGUUUACAAACAUCAUAAGAAAAAGUAGAUUUUCAACGCCUGCUUGUGAAAACUAUGACUUGGACUUAGACCCUAGUCUUAUAUAUUCAACAAAACGAUUCAUUGUAGACAGUUAACGAAAAUUUGAGCCACACCAUAAGAAAACCAACAUAGUGCAUUUGAGACUAGCAUGGAUCAAGACCAGCCUGCGCAUCCGCACAGUCUUGUCAGGAUCAAUGCUUUUCGCUAACGGUUUACUUGAUUGCAAUUGGGUUUGAAAGCGUACAGCAUGGAUCCAGACCAGACUGCACAGAUGGACAGGCUGGUCCGGAUCCAUGCUGGUCGCAAUGGCACCAUGUUGGUUUUCUCAUGGUGCGACUGAUUUUGGUACCAUUUUGAAAAUCUAAAGCACCGACAUCAAUCAUAAUUGUUAAUAUACAUGAUGAUAAGAUUACGUAAUACAGUCGAUGAAAUUUUAUUUGCCAAUGUCUUAAAAUAUUUGUAUCAUCCAUAUUAUGUUCAUAAAAUGUGUUAACCUGCGACUUUUGAAGAUGUCAUUACAGUCUCCAAACAACUAGAUUAUCGUUGUGCAUGUUCCUACAAUAGGCACAUCCUACCAGUCAUACAGUCGUUUUGGACAAAGCUACGGUAAACGAUUUGAUUGUGUUUAAUACACUGUAUUAUGCACUAGAUAUUUGUAUUACAGUUUUCAGAAAAAAAAAUGUCCUGCUAUGUAUUGUUAUUGAGAACCCCUAGCUGCAAGCCUAGCUGUAAACCUUGUUCAGUUAUGUAUAACCGUUUGUUACUUUUGUCAUAUAAAUAGAUUUAAUCCGAAGUAUGUGGAAUUCAACAUUUGUGUUAAUUCUCAAAAUCUAAAUAUUUCUAGUUUUCUUAUCAAUUACAAAUUAGCUCAAAGAUAAAGUAGGCUUAUACUGUUUAUGUUAAACGGGCCUUUUUCGUGUUGGUUCGAAACCAAUUUCCCUUUUUAGGUCGACUUUUCGAAGAAAAUGUAGAGCUACUGCACUCGCUCCAGCGUCGUUUUAAAGUUUUGAUAAUGUAAAAUACCUCUUUUACUGUCAAAGCUAUUGACUUGAAACUUAAAAUAGUAAUUUACUAUCAACGUCUACGCCAGGAGUAGCAAUCCCCAUUACUCUGAUUCGAAUUUUGAUAAAUUUAUGCUCCUUUUUAAAUUAGAAUUUUUGUUUAAAGAUUUUGACAAUGUGUUAUUUCUUAAUGUAAAUCAUGUAUAAUUAUGUGGCUUUUCUUUUAAGCCGUGCUUGUAGUACUCGAGCCUGAAAUGUAAUGUACUUUUAUUGUUCUCAUUGUUAAAUGUUGCUUUGGGCGUAUCACAUUACCUAGUCUUAAGCCGGGAAUUUCAUUGGUCAAAGCCGUUGCCAUUGGCACUCCGACGGCUAUAAAUACGGGUGUCUGCGUUCAGUCGGUAUCUUCUUCUCAACCGUAAAACCUUGAGAAGUAAAACUUACAGACGAGUCAUUUCUAUCCAGAAAUACAUUUCUCUAUUCAGAAAUACAUUAAAAGCUCUUUAGCAAGGUGAAAGAAACACUAUUUGGCAGUCUUAACUUUAUUUUAAAGAGCAGAAAGUCAAAUUCAUAGAAUAGGCACUUUUAGCCUUACAGAACAACAACAACAACAACAACAACAUUAUGAAGUAAAUACAAGACCAUGUAAAACCGAACCUUGCAGAAUUACCACGUUAUAGCAGAACCAAAGAGAUGCAUUGGUCUAGGUAAUUCUACUUAUAUUCACAUAUAUUACAAUGCUUUGUACUGAUGUAGAUUCUAUAUAUAUCUGCUUUGACUGAAGAAGAUCCUAUUGCAUAAGCCUAGGUCCUCCAUUGUUAAUCUAUGACGAUGUAUUUAUUUUCUACGGUGUAAUAUCAUUUCUACGAUGCCAUAUUGUCAACUUCUGGAACGUACUUUUGUGUUAUGUUUACAAGCGUUACACGAUUAUUAUGAUGUCGCAAUAUUAAAGAGCUAUUUUUAACCGUUCA